UCUGAGCUUGUGAACCAUGCCAAGGUUGUGCUUUUACUUGGAUAGAAGUGCAAAUGGAUUUCACAAUGUGCAUAUGAAAGAAAUCAGUGUUUGCAUGGUUGCGACCAAAGACUGUUAGUCUUUUUCUCUCUUUCUCUUUUUCUUUCUUUCUGUCUUCUUCACUCUGUCGUUACCUCAGAUAGACCUCUUUCUGCUGUUUACUGGAAAAUUCAGAGCUGCUCCUGACUGGGAAUAGGCCUUUUUCCGACCAAGCUUCCAGGAGGAGAAGCAGAAAGCAACAGUUUCAGAAAAGUGGAUAAAAUGAGGGAGCCAGAGAGAGGGGAGCAGCCUGCAGAAGCAAUGCCCCCGAAAUUCAAACGACACCUCAACGAUGAUGAGGUCACGGGUUCGAUUCGAAGCGAAAGGAGGAAUCUCCUUGAGGAAGACUCUGAUGAGGAAGAGGACUUCUUCCUGAGGGGACCAAGUGGACCAAAAUUUGGACCCAAAAAUGACAAAAUCAGACAAGUGCAGACCCAAGUGGAUGAGGUGAUCGAUGUCAUGCAGGAGAACAUCUCCAAAGUCAUCGAGAGAGGGGAGCGCCUGGAUGACCUUCAGGAUAAGUCAGAGAGCCUUUCGGAUAAUGCCUCAGCCUUCAGCAGUCGAGCCAAACAUCUGCACAGGAGGAUGUGGUGGAGGGACAUGAAGAUGAAAGCAAUAAUCGCACUGGUAGUCGUGAUUCUGCUGCUCAUCAUCAUCAUUCCUGUUAUUCUUCAGUACCACUAGCACCUGCCGGAGAGGGUGGUGGAGCGUGUCAUGCAGGAAACUGACACCUCCAGUCCUCCCCCACCCUUCUUCCCUCCUCCAUUCAGCCGCCCCCCCCCCCACCAAAACCAAGUAGGGGCUUUGCCCUAUCGCAGGAGAUUGCCAGACAGCGCUGUGCCAGUCUCAAGACAGGGUGGCACAGGGCUAGUCUGGGAGAGUUGGGUUUACAUGUUAACUCUUCAUGUCUUAAAUAGCCAAGCGAGUGGAGCAAAUGCACGACGCCUCUUGCAGCUGCUUCACAAAGAGAAGCGUUGCAGUAUGUUGACAGUUACGGCCCCUGCUCUCCGACAGCACAGCAAGCUGGGCAAGAAACUACCCUCAUCCAUUGUCUACAAUGCCAGGCCCAUACCGUACAGUGAACAGCAUCUACAUAGAACGAAAGGGAGAGCAGUCGAUGCUUACCCAGCGUUAACCCACUCCGUCCCCAUUCUCAAAAAUAAGUAAGGAUCCAUCCGUUCUUCAGUGUAUUAGGCCUCACACUAGGUUGUUAGAGUAGCUCCCUACCCUCUCCUGGGUAGUAUUAGUAGUUAACUUUUCUGAUAUGCUUGCAAGUUGUUAAUGUGAUGUCUGGCACACAGACCAAUAAGUAUAGGCACUGAAGGAACAUUCAUUCAGGAAAUAUGUGAAGUUAUCCGGAUGCUUGGCGAUCCCCUUGGUUAAAAUGGCAGUGUGCUCAUUUUCUGCUUAUUUUAAAUGUUUUGGUGAGUAUGUGCUAUGGUUCACUUGGACAAAAGUGACACUGUUUGCUGCUAUUGCCUUGUGGAAGGUAAAGGAAGUUUUCUUUCUUAGACUAUUUGGGCUGUAUAUCUGCAGAAUCUGUUGUAUGUUAUGUAUUUCUGUUGUCAAAAAGGGGAA
Conger conger (European conger) is the source of this 1656-nucleotide messenger RNA. RefSeq names its product vesicle-associated membrane protein 4 (gene vamp4). Gene Ontology annotation, cellular component: membrane. The record is from RefSeq and is a predicted model, not a curated record. Bases 301 to 762 code for a protein of 153 amino acids. Gene Ontology annotation, biological process: vesicle-mediated transport; Golgi ribbon formation. NCBI's taxonomy places the organism in Eukaryota, Metazoa, Chordata, Actinopteri, Anguilliformes, Congridae. The transcript is spliced from 8 exons.